GUUAACCACUCAGCUACUAAUCAAAAGUUGGCUGUUUGAUCUAUGAGUUGGAAUCGACUCAAUGGCAAUGGGUUUGGUUUUGGUUUAGAGAUACCUCAGAAGAAGGGCUGGCAAUCGACUUCCAAAAAAUCACAGUCAUUGAAAACCCUAUGGAGCGCAGUUCUACUCUGAAAUACAUGGGGUCACCAUGAGUCAGAAUCGGCUCAACAACAGCCAGUUUGGUUUUUUUGUUUGUUUCUUUCUUUGUUUUUGUCUUCUCCACUCUUUGUUUCCCUUCAGCCUAGAGGGAGUAGUCCCCCCCGCCUUGUAAUGACUACAGUUGAAUAGUUCUAUACUGGGUUUUCCUGUCGGGGUAUGGGGAAUCUUAUGUUCCUUAUUUCAGAUCAGCAGAAAUAUGCACCAAGAAAACCAAACUACCAUCUCUGAAUUCAUUCUUCUGGGACUCUCCAACGAUGCUGAACAGCAGAAUGUCCUCUUUGUGGUCUUUCUGGGUAUGUACCUGGUCACAAUGGUUGGGAAUGGGCUCAUCAUCCUGGCCAUUGGAUUGGAUUCUUACCUUCACACCCCCAUGUAUCUCUUCCUUGCCAAUCUGUCCUUUGCUGAUAUUUCCUCCAUUUCCACCUCAGUCCCCAAAAUGCUGAUAGAUAUUCAUACCGAGAGUCAUUCCAUCUCCUAUGAGAGCUGCAUCAAACAGAUGUACUUCUCCACUAUGUUCGUCGUCAUUGACAAUUUUCUCUUGGGUGUCAUGGCCUAUGACCGCUUCGUGGCUAUCUGCCACCCUCUGAACUAUACAACCAUCAUGCAGCCCAAGAUCUGUGCUUUGCUGACAGUCAUCCCGUGGGUCCUCAGUAAUGUCGUUGCCCUGACACACACCCUUCUGCUCAUUCAAUUGAUCUUCUGUGACAGCAACAUUCUCCCACACUUCUUCUGUGACCUGGCCCCUUUGCUCAAACUGUCCUGCUCAGAUACAGUGGUCAAUGAGUUUGUGUUGUUUGUCAUUGGCUUAUCUGUCAUCACUUUCCCCUUUGCCCUCAUCCUCUUUUCCUACAUCCACAUUGUCAGUGCUGUCCUGAGAAUCUCAACCACAGAGGGAAAAUGGAAAGCCUUCUCCACCUGUGGCUCUCACCUGACAGUUGUAUUACUCUUCUAUGGGACCAUUGUAGGGGUUUACUUCUUGCCUUCAUCUACCCACCCUGAUGACACAGAUAAGAUUGGAGCAGUACUAUUCACUGUGGUGACACCCAUGAUGAACCCCUUCAUCUACAGCCUAAGGAACAAGGACAUGAAAUGUGCCCUGAGAAAGCUCAUCAAUAGAAAAAGAUUUCUCCCUUCAAUGCCCUGGGCGUCUGAAUUCCAUUUAUCCCCAUAA
This is a messenger RNA of Loxodonta africana (African savanna elephant), 1369 nucleotides long. RefSeq names its product olfactory receptor 1S1-like. Gene Ontology annotation, cellular component: plasma membrane. The record is from RefSeq and is a predicted model, not a curated record. The transcript has a single exon. Gene Ontology annotation, biological process: G protein-coupled receptor signaling pathway. Gene Ontology annotation, molecular function: G protein-coupled receptor activity; olfactory receptor activity. Bases 395 to 1369 code for a protein of 324 amino acids. NCBI's taxonomy places the organism in Eukaryota, Metazoa, Chordata, Mammalia, Proboscidea, Elephantidae.